CACCUCCUGAAGGGAAAAGUUUUCAAGUGGGCAUUCUGGAAAGGACAGAGAAAGGCUAUAUUGACUUUUAACCAAACCAACAUUUUUGCACAAAGUCACUUUUUAGUCAUACCAUCUUCCAGUCAAGAAAUAUGAAUGGACCUGUUCCUGCAAGUGGUCAUUAUUUGGUACAAUGUCCUCUUUUCCCACCUUAACUUUAGGCUGAAGUGAAAGCAAUUCACCACAAAUUUAGCAUCUUGCCCAUGACUAAGAAACACCAAGUAGUCCAUUGCUUUAGCUUCAGAAAAUACCUUACAGGUUCCUUUUUCCGAAGUCUUCACCUUAAAGAUUUGAUAGAAGGCCACUUCCAAGAAGAAAUUUCAAAUGGGAAAUCAGCUGACAGAUGAGUUAACUAACUUUUCACCUACAACUCUCAUCAAGAAAUAUCAGCAACACUUUCAAAAACAUGGGCUUUUCUCCUAAUCAACAGUCACCAAAUCAUUCUAAGAGAUUCAAAUUCCUUGUCUCAACCCUCAAGGAUGCUUUUGCAAACUGCCAUUCUUUGCGAAGAAAAGGACAAUCAAGUCAAGAAGAAGAUGAUACAAUUUGCAAUUAUGAUGAUGAAGAAGUACAGGUAUUUAUAUCAGCAGUAAUAAGCCAAUACAUGGAGUUGAAAUGCAGGAGAAAGACAACCAUCACAACUGACAAGUUUACCUGGGCUUUCUCUCCAGCAACCAGAGAUUUAUUCAUCUCUGCAAGACUAAGACAAAAAGAGGAGGAGAAGGAAGAUCAAGAAACAGAAGAAAGGGAAGAUUUUUACUCUGUUGCAAGUCGUCUUUCUCCCUGCUCCAGUGCUACAAGUUUUGGGGCAUUUGUCACAGCUAAGACAGUCUUUUCACGAUCAUCAAGCUUAGACAGGAUUGACUUCCAAGAUCCCUGGAGGCGUUCUGUCAUUCAAGAAUUAUCUGACUGUGAAGGAUGGCCAUUUGGUCUAUACCGAAAAGCCUUGUUACUUCCACCUUUGCCAAAAUCACCAUCUGAUUCUUGGACAUGGAGUAAGAGUGCUAGAAUGGUUAAGAUGCACUGAUGGUUAACAUUUUAAAUCAACUACCUCUAUUCCACGAAGCAAUUUUACAUUUUC
Molecule: messenger RNA, 1120 nt
Organism: Solanum dulcamara
Lineage: Eukaryota; Viridiplantae; Streptophyta; Magnoliopsida; Solanales; Solanaceae
Exons: 2
Coding region: 446-1066 (206 amino acids)
Source: RefSeq, a predicted model, not a curated record